GGCUCUGGUUUCAGUUAGUUGUUAGUUCGCAAUCGGCCGUCUGCGAACGCGUGUGGUUUUUAUACGCAUGCUCGGGAACGCGUUUGCGAUAUUGGCAUAUCCGUAGCGAACGUUCAGUUCUGAGAGCUGUUGGCUCGUUCCCGAUUCCACCCUCUCCUCGCGUCACCGCGUUAUUCGUCGCGCCUCGUAGUCGGAGACGUCCUAGCAAUCACGAAUUGGACCGUUCCCGGCGAAAUCCUUGACAAUGGCCGCGGCCAUGGACCACGACUAUUACGACGGUUUUCGCACGUUCUCCUGGCUUGCGGAUCUCGUCGGAUUACCGAUUGACCAGGUAAAUUUUGUCCUCACGCAAUUCACAGCGCUCAUAUUAGCCGCUUUAUUAAGAUCAUCACUGAGCCCCAUCGCUACUACUCCAGCUGCCAGACAUGUUUAUGGCCUCACUAUUGGCCUUGCUCUUGGAUAUUUUUGCUUUGGCAGGCAGGCAAUUCAUCUCGCUAGUCUUCCUGCGCUAUGUUACAUAGCGAUGCGCACACAAAAUCCACGCAAUAUGCAGAGGGUCGUCCUCGCAAUUGCCUUAAUCUAUUUAUCGUGCAUUCACUUUCACCGACAGAUCUACGAUUAUGGCUCGUACACGCUCGACAUCACCGGCCCUCUCAUGGUUAUAACGCAGAAAGUAACUAGUCUAGCGUUCAGCAUUCAUGAUGGACUAACGCGGCGCGAAGAGGAGUUGACACCGAUGCAACGUCAUCAGGCUGUACAGAAGAUGCCAACUACUUUGGAAUAUUUCAGUUACAUCUUUCACUUUCAAGCUUUAAUGGCUGGUCCAGUGAUAUUUUACCGCGAUUAUAUUGACUUUAUACAUGGCCAUCAUUUACCUGGCGCUAAAUCUUUAGCUGGCUUCUAUGACAAAAAUAAUCAAGAAAAGGAGAUCGUUUUGGAGCCGUCACCAACUCUGGUCGUCGUGAAAAAAGUUACGGCGAGUUUAGUAUGCGCCAUUUUAUUCAUCACAUUUAUCCCGAUCUUCCCGAUACAGCGUGUAAAAGAGGACGAAUUCUUGGAGAACACAAGUAUGCUUUACAAAGUGUGGUACUUAAUGCUAACGACUAUGCUCGCGCGCUUUAAAUACUAUCACGCUUGGUUAUUCGCUGAUGCCAUAUGCAACAAUUCCGGUCUCGGAUUCAACGGCUAUGAUGAACAAGGCAAAGCGCGUUGGGAUUUGGCAUCCAACGUCGACGUUUUAAAAUUCGAGACAUCACUUAAUCUUAGGGACAGUAUUGACAGCUGGAACAAGGGCACAAAUUUAUGGUUGCGAUCGAUCAUGUAUGAACGAGCUGGUCAUAACAAAAUAAUCUAUACGUAUGCCUUGUCUGCUCUAUGGCACGGAUUUUAUCCCGGUUAUUAUCUCACGUUCGCAAGCGGAGCGUUUUUCACAGUAGCGGCACGUUCGAUCCGUCGCUAUAUUCGACCGCUGUUCCUUGAGUCUCAACGAAAGAAGACUCUUUACGAUGUUUUAACGUUUAUUACGACAAGAAUUAUAAUGGCCUAUAUGACGUUCAGCUUUGUACUAUUAGAAUUUGUACCAAGCAUCAAAAUGUACCUGUACUUGUACCUGCUUCCGCAUUUAUUGGGUUUAAUUGCGAUAUUACUUCCACCCCAUCUGGGGCUGUCGCGGAAGACGCACAAACAGUCGACCACAAAGAUCGAGACUGAUCUCUCCGAAACAGUCAGCAACGGAAACGCACACAAAACAAUGUAGUCUUCUGAUUGUGCAUUAGGAAAAA
This is a messenger RNA of Pogonomyrmex barbatus (red harvester ant), 1781 nucleotides long. It is a transcript of the gene oys, whose product is annotated as lysophospholipid acyltransferase 6. NCBI's taxonomy places the organism in Eukaryota, Metazoa, Arthropoda, Insecta, Hymenoptera, Formicidae. The record is from RefSeq and is a predicted model, not a curated record. Gene Ontology annotation, cellular component: membrane. Gene Ontology annotation, molecular function: acyltransferase activity. Gene Ontology annotation, biological process: lipid modification.